UGUUAUCUGGACGCCAUCAGAGAAGCACUCAACACCAUGACUGAAGAACGACCAACUGAUGGGGGGGAAAUUGUCAGGUGUCAGUUGUUUGAGGUGGGACCUCGAUACUUCAAUUUAGCCUACAUAGGAGAGGGAGCUUAUGGCAUGGUGGUAUCCGCAAAUGAUAGUGUUACGAAGACAAAGGUGGCAAUUAAGAAAAUAUCUCCUUUUGAACAUCAGACAUACUGCCAAAGGACCCUAAGGGAAAUCAAGAUUCUUACGAGGUUCAAACAUGAAAAUGUAAUCGACAUUCGUGAUAUUAUACGGGCCCAAAAUAUAGAAGCCAUGAAAGAUGUUUAUAUUGUCCAGUGUCUCAUGGAAACUGACUUGUACAAGUUACUCAAAUCUCAGAAACUAAGUAAUGAUCAUAUCUGCUACUUUCUGUAUCAAAUUCUCCGAGGAUUGAAAUAUAUUCAUUCAGCAAAUGUUCUUCACCGUGAUCUUAAGCCAUCAAAUCUCCUGCUGAACACCACCUGUGACUUGAAGAUUUGUGAUUUUGGUCUAGCGCGUGUUGCAGAUCCAGAACAUGAUCAUACAGGAUUCCUAACAGAAUACGUAGCAACUCGUUGGUAUAGGGCCCCCGAGAUCAUGCUCAAUUCAAAGGGUUAUACAAAAUCCAUUGAUAUCUGGUCAGUUGGAUGUAUUUUAGCAGAAAUGUUAUCAAAUCGACCGUUGUUCCCUGGUAAACAUUAUCUUGAUCAACUUAAUCAUAUCCUGGGUAUUUUAGGUUCCCCUUGCCAAGAGGAUCUUGACUGUAUCAUUAAUGAAAAGGCAAGAAGUUAUCUUCAGUCAUUACCCUACAAGCCAAAGGUACCAUGGACCAAGCUGUACCCAAAUGCAGAUGCCAAAGCUUUGGACUUACUCGAUAGGAUGCUGACAUUUAACCCACACAAACGUAUUACUGUUGAAGAAGCACUUGCCCACCCAUAUCUAGAGCAGUACUAUGACCCUGCAGACGAGCCUGUUGCUGAAGAACCAUUCAAGUUUGAAAUGGAACUCGAUGACCUUCCAAAGGAGAAACUCAAGGAAUUGAUAUUUGAAGAAACUGUGUUAUUCAAGCAAAGGCUUGCUGCCGAGACACCAAUGCAACAGAAUUGAGAUGUGAAAUUUUGCGAUUAUUGAGGAAUAAUGCACUAUUAACAAAAAUAAAUAAAUAAAUAAAAAAAAAAAGAGAGAGAGAGUUGGUCUCAGGAGGUGUUUCUGGCUGUAUUGCAUUGUUAAGGGUAUAUCUAGAAGCAUCAUGACUUUUGCAAAGGAUUCAGGCAAUGUUGUUCAUGAAUUAAAGUGCAUCUUCAAAAAUUGACUUAAGGUGAAAUAAUAUUGAUAUACAGGUAAACGACACGUAUGGCCAAAAGCGUUAAGAAUAAUGUGAUGUCUCAGAAGUAAAAUGGAUAAAAGUGCCUCCUCACCGUAUAGGUCAUUAAGGCAAUACAAGAUAAACUACAAAAUGUCUCAUUUAGAAAGUGUACCUGUAGGCUCAUUGACUUAAGCAGUGGAAAGAGGCUUAAUGGCAAAUAUGAUGUGAACUAGAGAUUUGUACUGAUUGACAUGAGGGUUAUGUCUUUAGGAAGGGUGCUUCCAUUGUGUAUCGCCAGUGUGAUGCAGAACAGAUAAUGUUUUGCUAUCUUGGUAACUUGUUUAUUUAAAAAUUAAUUAUAUAUGGAAAUAAAAGUGAACUUAGUGACAUUAUGCAGUCAAAAUUUUUACUCUGGGAAGGUAUUAUUUUGAUACAUAGAUAAUCACAGGCAAUUUGGAAGCAUGUAGGUUUGUUAUUUUUUGAAAUACUGUAAUGUUGAACCCCUAAAAAAUCAUGGUCUGUGAUUUGCAUUUCAAAUAUGAUGACAAAUCUGGGUUGUAUUAAUGAAAGCACUGGAACUGGCAUGGUCGGUCGUGAGGAUUGUUUAAUGCCUUUUCUCUAGGCUACCUGAUUUUCUGUAAUGUCAUGAGAACAAGAAUUUCUCCAGUGUGUGCAGUAAGAUACAAAAUGGAAUGGAAGCAAGCUUUUGGCUAAACUCCCACCUUAAAAGAGUGCCUGCUCUUUAGUAUUGGCACUAGAAUCUUUUCAGCCAUGUGAUGCUAUAUUUAGUAGUAAAUAGUUAUAGAUAUAUAGAUUAUGAAAGUUUUAUUUAUAUACUGUGUAGUAUAUUCCUGGUUUUCCAGUCCCUUUAUAUUUUUUAUGAAAUUAUCAAAAUUCUCUCUCUCUCUCUCUCUCUCUCUCUCUCUCUCUCUCUCUCUCUCUCUCUCUCUCUCUCUCUCUCUCUCUCUCUCUCUCUCUCUCUCAGCAUAAA
Messenger RNA from Macrobrachium nipponense, 2327 nucleotides. RefSeq names its product mitogen-activated protein kinase 1-like (gene rl). Gene Ontology annotation, biological process: protein phosphorylation; intracellular signal transduction. The transcript is spliced from 8 exons. Lineage: Eukaryota; Metazoa; Arthropoda; Malacostraca; Decapoda; Palaemonidae. Bases 37 to 1137 code for a protein of 366 amino acids. Gene Ontology annotation, cellular component: nucleus; cytoplasm. Gene Ontology annotation, molecular function: ATP binding; MAP kinase activity. The record is from RefSeq and is a predicted model, not a curated record.